Messenger RNA from Hippopotamus amphibius kiboko, 1473 nucleotides. It is a transcript of the gene SIRT4, whose product is annotated as sirtuin 4. Gene Ontology annotation, molecular function: NAD-dependent protein lysine deacetylase activity; NAD+ binding. The record is from RefSeq and is a predicted model, not a curated record. NCBI's taxonomy places the organism in Eukaryota, Metazoa, Chordata, Mammalia, Artiodactyla, Hippopotamidae. The transcript is spliced from 5 exons. Bases 53 to 997 code for a protein of 314 amino acids.
UAUAGCCAGUCAGUCCCACUGUCGGGCGUGGUGUCCCUUAAGCUGUGAAAGAAUGAAGAUGAGCUUUGGGUUAACGUUCAGGACAGCAAAAGGCCUCUGGAUGGCAAACCUCAGCCAGCAGUGCUCACACAGAUCUGCUGAGUUAUUUGUGCCACGAAGUCCUCCUCUGGACCCUGAGAAGGUCAAAGAGUUACAGCGCUUUAUCACCCUUUCCAAGAGACUCCUAGUGAUGACCGGGGCCGGAAUCUCCACCGAGUCGGGGAUCCCAGACUACAGGUCAGAAAAGGUGGGGCUUUAUGCCCGCACGGACCGGAGGCCCAUCCAACAUGGGGAUUUCCUCCGGAGCGCGCCAAUCCGCCAGCGGUACUGGGCGAGAAACUUUGUGGGCUGGCCUCGGUUCUCCUCCCACCAGCCUAACUCUGCACACUGGGCUUUGAGCAACUGGGAGAGACUCGGAAAGCUGUACUGGUUGGUGACCCAAAAUGUGGACGCCUUGCAUACCAAAGCGGGGAGUCAGCGCCUGACGGAACUCCACGGAUGCAUGCACAGGGUCCUCUGCUUGCACUGCGGUGAGCAGACUCCCCGCCGGGUGCUGCAGGAGCGGUUUGAAGUCCUGAACCCCACCUGGAGUGCCGAGGCCCAUGGCCUGGCUCCAGAUGGCGACGUCUUUCUCACCGAGGAGCAGGUACAGAGCUUCCGGGUCCCGCCUUGCUCUCGAUGUGGUGGCCCCCUGAAACCAGACGUCGUCUUCUUCGGGGACAUGGUGAAUCUUGACACGGUUGAUUUUGUGCACAAGCGGGUCAAAGAAGCCGACUCCCUCCUGGUGGUGGGAUCGUCCUUGCAGGUGUACUCCGGUUACAGGUUCAUCCUCACUGCCCGGGAGAAGAAGCUGCCGAUUGCAAUACUGAACAUCGGGCCCACAAGGUCAGAUGACUUGGCCUGUCUGAAACUGGAUUCUCGUUGCGGAGAGUUGCUGCCUUUAAUAGACCCACGCUGACCACAGGCUGAUGUUCCCCAAGAUGGAAACUGGGACUUUCACUUGAAUUCUGCUGCUAAUGAUCCCUAAGGAUUCAUCCUGGCUUCCUCUAACUGAUCCAGGCUUACCAACCGUAGCCUGCAGAGGGCAGCAAACCAACAUCUUUGCCUGCGCAUUUCUGAACCUGGUUUCAGAGCCCAGGGGUGAAUAUCUUCAGGCUGAAGAAGGACCUUUUCAAAGCCGCAGCUUCUUUGGAUAGGAAAACUGCUUUCUCUCCCUUUUUAUCUCAUCAGGCAGAAGAAAUAGCCCAGGAAAUAUGUACCUCCGGAGUGCUAACCUAGGGACCUCACUUAAUGUUGUGGGUAAGGGGGGAAGGAAAUGACUUAAUUUAUAGUUCCGAAUGGUUAAAUGCCUUUGAACCAUUUUGAUAUAUUUUUUUAAAAAGAUGAACAGUGGUAUGAAUAAAUUUUUUAUAAACCAAGCAAUAAAGGAAUCAU